GCCCGAACGCGAAAAGCGAACGAGAGCCACUGAAGGCAGCGCGCUCCAUCUCUCUAUCCUCUCUCUGCACGAUCGAAAAUGAGCUAUCAGGUUCUCCGAUCCGCUUCGAGGACGGCAAGGGCUUUCCUCUCGUCUUCGCGGACCUCCGCUGCUCCCUGCCAGUGGCGCACAGCAGCAGCAGCCACCGCAAAUGUGUUCAGAGGUUCAGCACGUUCUCUAUCUUCAAUUUGUGAAAGGGCUGAUUACAAGAGCACAUCCAGAGGAUGGGUUUAUGGUGCCCUUUCCAUUCCUGCUGCAGUAUACAUGCUACAAGAUCAUCAGUUACAUGCAGCAGAGCUGGAGAGAACAUUCAUUGCAAUAAAGCCUGAUGGAGUGCAAAGAGGGCUGAUUGCAGAGAUUAUAUCCCGUUUUGAGCGCAAAGGAUUUAAGCUUGUGGCAAUCAAGAUUGUGGUUCCUUCCAAGGAAUUUGCAGAGAAACACUACUAUGAUCUUAAAGAAAGACCUUUCUUUAAUGGCCUUUGUGACUUUCUUAGCUCAGGUCCCGUGAUUGCUAUGGUUUGGGAAGGGGAGGGAGUCAUAAAAUAUGGUCGAAAACUAAUUGGUGCUACUGAUCCACAAAAAUCUGAACCUGGCACAAUCAGAGGUGAUCUUGCUGUUGUUGUUGGAAGAAAUAUCAUCCAUGGGAGUGACGGGCCUGAAACAGCCAAGGAUGAGAUUGCUCUGUGGUUCACUUCAAGCGAGUUGGUUUCCUACACUAGCAAUGCUGAGAAAUGGAUCUACGGAGUCAAUUAAUCAAUCUCUAUACCUCCUCUCUAGUUUUCUUUUUUCUUUUUGACAUUUUCAUGAACUAGCAGAUGCUGCAACUGCAAUCAAAAUUUUCGAUCCAUGGAGCGGGCGAAGUGCACCGCAAGAAAAAAAUGUCAUUAAUAAGUCAUCAUCGUCUUGAGAUGAGAUUCUAAAACUACUGAAAUCUUUUUCGGGGGCUGUAGAAUGUUAAAUCUGGAAAUGAUAAGCUGCUCCAUUGCCUUC
Messenger RNA from Musa acuminata AAA Group (dessert banana), 1029 nucleotides. RefSeq names its product nucleoside diphosphate kinase 3-like. Bases 79 to 792 code for a protein of 237 amino acids. Gene Ontology annotation, molecular function: nucleoside diphosphate kinase activity. The record is from RefSeq and is a predicted model, not a curated record. The transcript has 7 exons. Lineage: Eukaryota; Viridiplantae; Streptophyta; Magnoliopsida; Zingiberales; Musaceae. Gene Ontology annotation, biological process: UTP biosynthetic process; GTP biosynthetic process; CTP biosynthetic process.